This is a messenger RNA of Arabis nemorensis, 375 nucleotides long. NCBI's taxonomy places the organism in Eukaryota, Viridiplantae, Streptophyta, Magnoliopsida, Brassicales, Brassicaceae. The record is from the annotation of a GenBank genome assembly.
AUGGAGGCAGCUCUGUUCCUCAUCUUUUGCUUCCUAUUAUCAUUCCUUCUCCUCGCCGCCGUGAGUUCCCGACGGAGAUCCACCGUACUUCCUCCGGGACCUCCGGGAUGGCCUAUCAUCGGAAACCUUCUCCAAAUCGGAAAAUCUCCACACCGUUCAUUUGCCGACUUCUCAGGAAUUUAUGGACCAGUCAUGAGUCUUAGGCUUGGAAAUUUAACCACGGUCGUUUGUUCCUCUCCUGAGGCAGCAAGAGAGGUGCUUAAAACACACGACCAAGUCUUUUCUGGACGAACCAUCGCUGAUCCGAUUCGAGCCAUUGACCACCACGAUGUCUCCAUGGCAUGGCAACCUUCGACGUCAUCUCGGUGGAGGUAA